Molecule: messenger RNA, 1037 nt
Organism: Penaeus vannamei (Pacific white shrimp)
Lineage: Eukaryota; Metazoa; Arthropoda; Malacostraca; Decapoda; Penaeidae
Source: RefSeq, a predicted model, not a curated record
UGCGAUGCAGAACACGUUCUUGUGCAACCCUGGCGCUGUCAGCUCCGAAGAAAGAGAAAUGGCAAGCAGAGGAACAGUGUUUGUAACUGGAGGGACUGGCUACAUUGGUUCCCAUUGCAUCAUUGACCUGUUGAAUGAGGGCUACCAGGUCAUUACCAUUGACAACCUCACCAAUAGCAGGUCAGGUGCAUUGACCAGAGUGCAGGAGAUUACGGGAAAGCCUGUUACCUUCUACCAGUGUGACCUGCUGGAUGGUGAGGCAGUCAAUAAGAUAUUUUCAAAGCAUAAGAUUGAUUAUGUCAUCCACUUUGCUGCCAUGAAAGCUGUUGGAGAGUCAAUGCAGUUCCCACUUAUUUAUUACAAGAACAAUGUCAUUGGAACCAUCAAUUUGAUUGAGGCCAUGAAAGCAAACAACGUGUACCAGCUGGUCUUUUCGUCUUCAUGUACUGUAUAUGGAGACCCAGAACACCUUCCCAUCACUGAAGAUCAUCCAACUGGAAAUGUAACAAAUGUAUAUGGACGCACAAAGUAUCUGAUUGAGGAAAUGUUGAAAGAUCUGUCUAAGGCAGAGGAGAAAUGGAAUAUCAUUGCUUUACGAUAUUUCAAUCCUGUUGGUGCACAUCCUUCUGGUCGACUGGGGGAAGAUCCAACUAAAAACUUCACAAAUCUCAUGCCUUACAUUGGUCAAGUUGCUAUUGGGAAAAAGCCAAGUUUGACCAUUUUUGGCAAUGACUAUGACACAGUUGAUGGCACAGGUGUACGAGACUACAUCCACGUAAUGGAUUUGGCAUCAGGUCAUGUUGCUGCUCUCUCCAAGCUUGACAAAGAACACCUGAGAUAUAAAACAUACAACCUUGGCACAGGCAAGGGCGUUUCUGUGUUGCAACUCGUGAAGGCUUUUGAGGCCAUGACUGACACUAAAGUCUCUUAUGAGCUGAAACCACGACGAGAAGGAGAUAUUGUAUCCAUGUUUGCCAACUCUGCACUUGCCAAGGAAGAGCUUGGCUGGACAGCCAAGUACUCCCUUGAGAACAUGU